ACAGACAGACUGCAUACAAGUCCUGCACAGGUUUAACAUUGCCAGAGACAGCACACAACCCACAAGUGACAGACGUUCAAGUCGCUUUUACAAACUGAAGUCACGGAGUCCUAUCAUGAAUGGAAAACUUCACGCUAAAAGACCGCACUCGAGAUGAAACUCUUUGAAAGUGGAUUACGUUUUUCUGCAUAACUGGUCAUUUCAACGUGACCGGCCGGCACGGGACAUUUUACUCUUUUAAAUUCUGUAUUUAUAUUUAAGUGUUUUGGAGAGUGUGAGUGUCUGAUCAUGGCUGGAGAGAGACUUAUUCACCUGCUGAGGAGAUUUUGGAUGGUGUGUCUGGUGCAAGUUUUGUGUGUGAAGGGCAGCAAGCUGUGGGAGGUGCCCAUCGCCCCCCUAACACACAACGGUAACCUUAGCACAAAGCUGUUUUGGGAACCCCAGUGCCAGGCUCAUCUACGCCACCUGCAGAAGGAGGCAAGAAUGACAGCCAUCGUACCGCCAAAGCUGGACGGCCAAUGGGUGUCAAGCAGGUGUGAGGUGCGACCCGGUCCAGAAUUCCUCACUCGAUCCUACACCUUCAACCAAAGCCCAAUGCGUCUCUUCCGAGCUCUCCAACACUACUAUUCUGAUAGCAACUGCCACACACCUUCCUACUCCCUCGUGAUCCGUGGAAAACUGAGACUCCGCCAGGCCUCCUGGAUCACCCACGGUGCGACUGAGGCGGAGCAUCAGCUCCAUAAAGUAGGAAUGGUGGUUCAUAGCCAAAAGGCCAUCCAUCAUCUCUCUACCCGUCUGCCGUCUUCAUGUCUGGGUCUCAAAGCUGGUGAACACCUGGUGCGUCAUCGUUUGUAUGAACUCUUUAAUGCAAAAGAAGAGAAGGACUGCUUGGGUGCCAUUGGAUUCUCCAUGAUGGAGUUGGAGUUGCUAAGGGUCGAGACCCAUCAUCCUUCUCACAGUAGGCCAGCGAAGGAGCUGUUCUUAGGGGACAUACACACAGACUGGAAUGAAAGGGUUCAUCAUAGACCGACUGGAUAUCAGGAGCCUCUACAGAACGCUAUGCAUCACAUCCACCCAUGUCCAGUGUGUGCACUUGUUUACCGAGGCUCUGAACAGCAUCCGCCUGUUCUCUCUUCACCUACAUCCAUCCCUCUGGACCUAAACGGGCGCUGGGUGAGCCAACGCUGCGAGUCCCGUCCUUCCAUCCUCUUUCUCACCCGUUUUUUUGCUUUCAAUGAGGAGCAACGCACCUGGGAGGGCUCCUACCAACAUUACUCCGACCCAAUGUGCAGGCAUCCUAGCUUUACACUGUCUGCAUCAGGGCAUUAUGUCAAAACAGGGAACUCUGUGAAAGUACUUGGCGCCACCAAGCUUGUUUUCAAAGUGACACGGGCAAAAUUGGUCGUGUUUGAGCGGGCGUUGUUGCGGGAAUUAAAUUCAUCGCAAAAUGGAAGUUGCGGGGAGGUGGGCGGGUGGGAAAUAGGUGUUGAGCAAGACCUAACCUGGACGGAUGGUUGUGAGGCGCUGGCGAUUGGACUUCCUCACAAAGAGUACGAGUUAUUUAAAAUGGAGGUUGAUCAUAAGAGGCAGCCCUUGUUGUUUGUUGGGGAACGGCCUACCGAUGGAUCCAGCCCAGACCGACCUGCGAAAAGGCCAACGUCCUUUCAGACGCCAAUGGUGUGGUGUAGUACAGUGACCGGGUUGGAGCUACGCUACAGUUCCCAAAGUGAACGUUCAACGGUACCAAAGACAAGUUCUGCAAAGGCACUGUAUUCUUCAAUGAUUCUUCUGGUUGUUGUAAACAUACUGAGCUUGGGAAUCUUCAUCUAACUGAUCAAUUGCCAAAACAUGAUGGAUAAAGGUGCCACCAAACCCUGACACAAUCCUGUCCAUUGGAGAGGAAAAUCGUUCGGUUCAGUGUUUGAGAGUGCCAUGACAGUUUUAUCCAUAGAACGAUUUUUAUAAAACAAAACUGUACAUAGGAACUUUUUUCUAAUCACAUAGUAUAUAUACAUUCAAAUGUAAUGUGUGCCGUUUGGAGUGUUGUUUAGUUUUGAUAAGAAUUACAGAUCGUUACACUGAUGUCUAUCCAAAGCAUGAACGUUUGGUCAAAAACAUUUAUCAACAUUCCAACGUGAAACUACGAAAGACAAAAAUUGGCUAAUGGACAUUUGGGUGACUGGAAACUACAGAUGCUUACCAAGAACAGUCCAAGAAAUGUGUUGGUGGUCGAAAGCCUCUCUUUUAGACCUUGUCCUGGUUGCGUAGAAGUGCUUAUAUGGACUACAUUUGGCAUGAUGGUGACGCUCAUAAAUUACUCUGUAUUAUUUCAACAUCGGACUGUUGUCUUUAAAGGAAGGCAAUGUCGCCCAUAAUAUUGUUAUGUAGAUGUAAUCUUAUAAAAUGGUGAGGGUGCCUUGAACAUAUUUAUUGCUACCAUUAAAGUACUUUUGAUAAGAAAUUC
Triplophysa dalaica is the source of this 2464-nucleotide messenger RNA. It is a transcript of the gene apcdd1l, whose product is annotated as adenomatosis polyposis coli down-regulated 1-like. Gene Ontology annotation, molecular function: Wnt-protein binding. Gene Ontology annotation, biological process: negative regulation of Wnt signaling pathway. The coding region runs from base 289 to 1830 and encodes 513 amino acids. Gene Ontology annotation, cellular component: plasma membrane. NCBI's taxonomy places the organism in Eukaryota, Metazoa, Chordata, Actinopteri, Cypriniformes, Nemacheilidae. The record is from RefSeq and is a predicted model, not a curated record. The transcript is spliced from 4 exons.